This is a messenger RNA of Suricata suricatta (meerkat), 1168 nucleotides long. RefSeq names its product chromosome 10 C12orf71 homolog (gene C10H12orf71). Bases 128 to 1105 code for a protein of 325 amino acids. NCBI's taxonomy places the organism in Eukaryota, Metazoa, Chordata, Mammalia, Carnivora, Herpestidae. The record is from RefSeq and is a predicted model, not a curated record. The transcript is spliced from 3 exons.
CGUGUAGCCUCUGAGAGUUGGGAUCUGAAGGAUUUUUAACAUCCCCAGUUUAUGGCUCAGGAGCUGGCAGCGCCUUUUCCAUGAUUCCUGAGAUGAGAGUGACCUGAGAUUUGAGCCCUUGAACUCAAUGGCACACUCAUCCUCCAGCAGCAAUGGAAGUGACACCACAGACUUGAGCUCUGAAUCAAACCCAAGCUUCUCUGUGGGCUAUUUCCCUUGUGAAGACACCUUCUCCUACCAGAACACCUUCUCCCACGAAGACACGUCUUCCAAGAGCCCUUCAAUCCUUGUCCCUCCUAUUCAAGGGUCAUGGAGGACCGAAAGUACAGGCACACUCCUGAGGAGACGAGACCAAAUUCAGGAUGACCCAAAGCAGUUUUGCAAACUAAGCAUCGCCCUGGCCUGGGACGUUGAUGCGGGCUCUAACAAUUCAGACUCCAUAGCUAAUUGGGACAUAAAUGGAGUCAAUUGGUGGAUAGACAAGUGCCCCGAAGAGAAUGCACAACUGACUCUCAGCAAAAUGGACAGUCUUGUGCAAAAGCUUGAGACACUUCUGGGAAAUCAGAAAGCUGAUGAAGAUGAUGACUCUGAAGAUGACUCUGCAUUCCCUGAAUCUGCUCAGGAAGAAGAUUUCCAAUUGUUCAGCAGCUCCCACCCAGACAGAGCUCAGGUCAGUCAUCAAGAACAUGAUACUUGUCGAGACUUGUCUAACCCCUGCCAGCACAGAGGGACCAUUCAGUUUCCACAGACUCCUUCAAGACUUCAGGAACACAAACUUACAGAGAUGAUAAACCAGGCAACUCACAGCCAAAGGACAAGAAGCACUCUAGAGACCUCCUCAGGCUCAUCGGGUCAGCCAGGGACGGAGGAGACUCAUGCCAGCACACCUGCCGUCUCCUGUGUGAACUUGAGGUGGGUCUUCCGCUGGCUGAGGGAGCAAGUCCUCGCCUCACUUCUCAGAAGACAACACCUGGAGAAGGCCACUGAGCACCCCCAUCAGCUGCCACGAAAGAGAAGACUCUCUCACAGAAGCAAGAGAAUCCAACCCCAAGAUUCCCUCGAAUUAGGACUCUCUCUAUCGCCAGAUUCUUUAACUUUCAGAUAGCCUCUAUUCUACAAUCCCCACGAGUUCAUUGUUUUCCAAUAAACACAACACAUGUUCUUAUUA